Molecule: messenger RNA, 1513 nt
Organism: Alligator sinensis (Chinese alligator)
Lineage: Eukaryota; Metazoa; Chordata; Crocodylia; Alligatoridae
Product: serine/arginine repetitive matrix protein 1-like
Exons: 2
Coding region: 31-1275 (414 amino acids)
Source: RefSeq, a predicted model, not a curated record
CGCUGGGGGGCACAGGCGGGCUCAGCACCCAUGCAGGGGCAGCACUUGCCUCAGCUGACAGGACUGCUGAUGGCUCCACAGCAGUUGCCUCAAUUGCCCUGUAGCCCUGCAAGGCAAAGCUCUGGUGGCACAACACCAUUGCCCCCGCGCUGCCCCGCAGAGCUCAAAGCAGUCCCACGUGCUCUCCUGCCCGUGGAGAUACAGCUCAUGUCUGCACAGGCGCCGGUGCCAACAAGAGCCAAGCAGCAUGCCAAGGGACUGGCGGAUGGCGCCCCUCUGAAAGCCCAGCCGGAGCGGAGCAGGGCAGCCGUGCCAACAUACAAGAGGGUCUUGUGCCUAGAGGGGCGCAGCCAGGACGUGGCUCUGGUCAAGGCGACGGCGGCUGGCCCACCUGACCGUGCCCUCAUACAGAGGAGCAACCGUGAGCAAAUCUGCUGCCUUGAGUCCGGCCAGCCUCUCUCCAGGCAGGAGCAGUCAGAAACAGGCUCACAUACCUGCCCAGACCCCUCACGUGGAAAUGCACCCCCAGCCCUUCAUCUGAGAGAAGCUAUCAAUCACCUCACCUGGCGCCUCGCUGUCACAGCAAGGGCAGAGAUAAAGGCCCCGCCAAGCUCUGCAGGGCAUGUCAGGGCCCGAAGCCGCUGCCCACAGACCAACGCAUCUGCCUGUCCUUCAGCCUGGAGCACAGGCCCACCUCCCUCCCAGGCAGCUUCCCCCUCUGCCCACAGACAGGCAGCCCCUGCGAGCGAUCCCCUUCAGAAGUCCCCGGGCCCGAGCACGUGCUGGGGACAGCCCGGCAGCUGCCUUCAAAGAAACGCUCCAGCUCUCAGGAAAUGUGGGCAUGGGGCGAACCCACAACUGAGGCAGGGGAGAGGCACCCCCAGGACAGGUACCACUAGGGCCCCCAGCCUGCGGCCCCAGCCCCACGAGGCAACAGAACUCAGGGGACGGCGUGAAGGCGAAGAGUCAUCAGGUCUCAUCAGGUCAGGGCCACAGAGCCGGGAGGAUGCCAGGGCAAGCAGCAGACCUCCCGCAGCGAGGAGAUCCUUUCCCUGGGGCAGGGACGAGGAAACGUUGGUGGUUUCACAGCUCAGCAGCUGGAUGGGACCGGGAAGCCUGACACAGCACAGCGCUGCGGACCUGGGGCUGGGACAGGGAGCGGGCGGGAGCAAGGAAGCCUGGAGCAAGAGCUGCAGGAGACAACUGACUAAAAAUGGAAAGCGCCCAGCUCCGCGCUGCCAGGCCCCGCAGCCACGUCCAUUCAUCACCCGCUAAGCCAGACGCUGCACGGCUCAGCCCCCCGGGCCACAGCCAGCUGGGCUCCGUGGCACAGACGGGCGGCAGGGCCCCCCCCGCCCCCAGCCACGGCCCUCCCUGACCCCUGGCCCGGGGGACAUUGCUGCUCCCCAAGGCCUGUGCAGACAGGCCGUCUCGGUCUCAGGGAAAGGGACAGAGCAGGGGGGCAAAGCCCCAGACGCCAGCAACGCCAGGGCAGCCCAGCCGAGCACCGCAA